AUGAAUUAAAAUCAUUCCGAGGAGGAACUCAUGGAGGCUGUGAGAGAAUAAGAAGAGAUUAACUAAGCCAUUGCAAUGAGUUUGCAGGAGGAUUAGAGUCAGUUGAUCUCAGGACCAGAUAAUAUAUCAGAUAAGCUUAAGUAAGCUCAUCAUGAAAGAAUGCAGAGAAAAGGGUUAUAAACGCCAGCAUCAGAGGAUAGAAGUUAAGGAUUAUAAGUUCAAAAUGACGUUUUUAAUUCUGUUGAUAUUGAAAGCUAGCAUAAUGGAAUCGAAAAUAUUGCCAGUAAUCCAUUACAAGAAAUCAGGGAAUUACGAAGGGAAGUUUAGGAGGGAAAUGAUAGAAUUGAAUAGAUUCAGAGGAAGAGAUAAUGUGAUUUGUAUAUGAAUAUUGGUGCUAUAGUAAUUGUUCUACUUCACGGAAAUCAGGACUGUGGUAUCCCUAUUUAGUCCUGGCUUCUAUUUUACUUCGGAAUACAAUUCGCCUAGCUAGGUUCAGCCCAUAUUCUAGAUAAGAUGGAAGAUAUUCCAUACUUCAAUACUAGGAGAGGACUUAAGAAAUGCUCUAAAAUAGCAAUGAUGGUUGUAAUUGAAGGAUCGCAAUGUAUUUGGAUCAUCUAUGGAAAUAUGAUCUUCAAUGACUCAAACCAAUGCUUUGAAAAACUGCCUAUUCUAUCUUACUGCAUGCUAGCUUUACUUAUUAUAGGAUACUUCUAGCUAGUCUUAUAUGGGAUAAUUGUAGCUAUCUUGUUGUGUCUGUUUAUUGGUUAAUGCCAGAAGAACCAGAGAAAGUAAAUUGGCUCUGUUAAGAUAUUGAGAUCCCUUGCCAAGACUAAAUACAACUAUCAACUUUUCUCAGAUGCUGAAGAAUGUGCUAUAUGCUGGAAUAAUUAUUCAGAGCAGGAGGAAAUAGUCAAACUAAAAUGUAACGAGAAGCAUCUAUAUCACAGUUCAUGCAUUGAAAGUUGGAUCAAGGCUGGCAAUAACAGUUGUCCGAUGUGUAGAGAACCGAUUAACAAAGAAGUAACUAUAUGA
Stylonychia lemnae is the source of this 1032-nucleotide messenger RNA. The record is from the annotation of a GenBank genome assembly. Lineage: Eukaryota; Ciliophora; Spirotrichea; Sporadotrichida; Oxytrichidae.